AUGGCAGCUCUCACAUCUCUCACCCAGAUCUGGGAUUUGGCCGAUCCUGAUGGCAAAGGCUAUCUGGACAAACAGAAGGACACCAGCAGUCCAUGUCUAAGCAGCACAGCAAGUGCCUCCAGUGAAUUACACUGGGCUGUCAGGCAGGAGGAGAAGAGUAAGUUUGAUGGGAUCUUUGAGAGUUUGGCUCCAGUCAAUGGCCUGCUGUCAGGAGAGAAGGUCAAACCAGUCCUCAUCAACUCCAAGCUACCUCUGGAUAUCCUUGGGAAGGUUUGGGACCUGAGUGACAUAGAUAAAGAUGGCCAUCUGGACAGAGACGAGUUUGCCGUGGCCAUGCACCUGGUGUACCGGGCCCUGGAGAAGGAGCCUGUUCCCACACUCCUGCCCUCUGCCCUCAUCCCUCCGUCUAAGAGGAAGAAGAGUCUGGGCUCAGUCGCCGUUUCUAUGCCCGGACUCCCCACAAGCCCUCCACCACCAAAAGACUCGCUACGCUCCACGCCCUCCCACGGCAGCAUGAACUCACUCAACAGCACCGGCAGCCUGUCGCCCAAACACACACUCAAGUCUGGACAGCAUUCGCUGAACUGGGUGGUCCCAGUGUCAGACCGCGGUCGCUAUGACGACAUCUUCCUGAAGACCGACGCUGAUCUUGACGGUUUUGUCAGUGGACAUGAAGUGAAGGAGAUCUUCAUGCAGUCUGGACUUUCUCAAAAUAUCCUGGCCCACAUCUGGGCUCUUGCGGACACUAAGCAGAUCGGCAAGCUGACCAGGGAGCAGUUCGCCCUCGCCAUGUAUCUUAUCCAGCAGAGAGUCAGCAAGGGCCUCGACCCCCCUCAAGUGCUGACCGCCGACAUGAUCCCACCCUCAGAGAGAGGCACUCCUGUACCUAGCUUAUCAGGAUACAUGACCCCAGUGGGAUCAGAGAUGGCGGCUCUGUCUGAGAUGAGACGGGACAGCUCGAGCUCAGUGGGUUCAGGGGAGUUCACUGGCAUCAAGGAGUUGGACGACAUUAGCCAGGAGAUCGCACAGCUGCAGAGGGAGAAGUACACCCUGGAGCAGGACAUCAGGGAGACGGAGGAGGCCAUCAGACACAAGAGUGCAGAGGUGCAGGAGAUGCAGCAUGACCUGGACAGAGAGACGGCCAGCCUGCAGGAGCUGGAGGCUCAGAAACAAGAUGCCCAGGACCGCCUGGAAGAGAUGGACCAGCAGAAACACAAACUAGAGGACAUGCUGAACGAAGUCGGGAUAAAGUGCCAGGAGGAGUCUCAGAUGAUCUCGACCCUCCAGAGUCAGAUCCACUCACAGGAGUCUGAUCUGCUGAGCCAGGAGGAGGAGCUGAGCCGGGCCAAAGCCGACCUGGGCCGGCUGCAGCAGGAGGAGAACCAGCUGGAGCAGAGCCUGGCCGCCGGCAAGAUCCAACUGGAGACCAUCAUCAAGUCCCUGAAGGCCACGCAGGAUGAGAUCAACCAGGCUCGCAGCAAGUUGUCCCAGAUUCAGGACAGCCAACAAGAAGUGUCCAAAAGCAUCGAGCAGUACAACAGCACCUUGAACGGAACCCACGGAGGCAGCAUGACCAACCUGGCCGACAUGAGCGAGGGGUUCAGCGACAGAGAGAACGGAGGGUUCCCGGCUACGGAGGAUCCAUUCAAAGUGAAGCCAUCUGUGUUCAAUAGCCAGCCUCAGGAGCUCCACACUGACCCCUUCCACUCCGAAGACCCCUUCAAAACAGACCCCUUCAAAGGUGACCCUUUCCAAAAUGACCCUUUCCCAAAGCAGCCACCGACAUCUACAGAUCCUUUCGGAGGAGACCCGUUCAAAGAGACCGAUCCGUUCAAGGCUUCGUCCGAAGAUUUCUUCAAGAAGACCACGAAGAUGGAUCCCUUCUCCACACCAGACCCCUUCAGUAAAAGCGCCACGUUACCUUCCAAGCAGCAAGCCAGUCACUUCACAAGCAAUGACCCAUUCUCUUCAAGCAACUCCAAGCCCAAAGGACCAGACCUGUUUGGCACGCUGGACCCGUUCGGCAGCAGUUCCUUCAGCAGCAGCAGCAACAGCUCCGCUGGGUUUGCAGACUUCAGCCUCAUGUCGAAGCCCCGAGACCCUUUUGAGGGCAGGGCCAGCUGGCUGCCGGACUACCAGAAGUCGGUGUUUGUGGACGACCCUUUCAGCAGGAAGAAUGACACGCCAGCUCUGCCACCGAAGAAAAGUGUUCCCCCAAGACCCAAACCACCCAGUGGUAAGAGCACACCAGUGAGCACUUCUGGCACAGCGGACCCUUCCAAACCAUGCGACCCCUUCCAGCCGUUCGGCGGCGACGCCAUUGACCCAUUUCAGAGUAAAAAGGGCCUGGUAGACCCGUUCAGUGGCAAAGACCCUUUCGCCCCGUCCUCUGCAUCAACUUGGGAACGAGGCUCAGCAGCUGGAGUGGGCGAAGCGAGAGAGCGAGCGAGCCGAACGCGAGCGACUCAAGAGGCUCAGGCAGCAGGAGCAGGAAGACCUGGAGCUGGCCAUCGCCCUCAGCAAGGCAGAGAUGUCCAACGCAUGACCUGGAACCCCGACCGCACACACACACAUACUCGCGCACACACACAAGCUAACAUGACUGACAUCUAAACAUGCAGACAGGAAGCAACACACUGGACUAACUCUACCGAGUGUUCAUACAAACUAUGGUCCACACAGGACCUGCACCUCCACUGUUUCACCCGCCAUGACUCGAUGAACAGUAAGAACUUCCAGGCGAGUCGAGCCACUGACCCUGCAUUUAAAUAAAGUAACGCUCUUCUGACAUGAAGGAGGAAGGGGGUCCUGAUGGAAACAAUGCACUAAAGUGGCUGAACAGGGAUGAGACGGAUCUGUUCAUAUUGUUUUUCCUCCAGCUCCUCUCACAAUGUGGGGAUAUGGAAAAUAACACUACAAUUUAGACUGCUGGGGUGUUUCCUUGGUUUCUUCCUGAUAUAUAGGAGCAACGUGGUUUUAUCAUUGAGCUGCUGAUGGUAUGAACCACGUCUGCGUUUAGUGUUGAGUUGUGUUGCUGGCAUGGAAACGCAAACAGAUAUGCGGUGAUACAUAAGUGUUUGUUUCUAGAGAGCAGACUGGAUUUGACCCUCCUCACUCUCUUUGUUCACCUCUUUCCCUCAGGAACUGUUACUAAGACAGAGUUGAGAAGUGAAAGCCCGUGGAGAAACGUUCCCCUCUGUGCUAAGAUAGGCUUUUGAUUAUGAUCUGUGAUGCUGGUUGAGUUGAAGCAUAUUUCUACAAAUGUCGCUUUUUCUUUUAAUCUGAUACCACACCGGGUCUAAUAUUACUAGAUUAUCAAAUCCAGAUUUUGGAUUGGAUUGUCGACCGAUGUGGCGCUUAGACUAUGGUCAAUUACUCAAUCGCACAUUUGUAAGGCCAUAUGCUAUGUACCUACCAAUAUGAACUGAUAUGACGAGGGCCUCGCAGCACUGCAUGCACCAUGAAUGAGGUGAUGUGCUGGAGAGCAACAGAAGACAUUAUACAGCUUCUUUUUACAGGCUGAGAAAAACUGACCGAGUCCCUUUAAGGCCUCUAUUUGCUGUUAUCUCCCAUCAGACAUAAUGAGAUUGGCUGUGUCAAGUGAGUGUGCCCACCUCUCUGUUUGUUUUGGACGGUGUGUUUGGCUAACAGAACUACCAGUACACACAAAGCUGAGUGCGUCGCCAGAGAUGCUGUCCCGUCAUACAUUUUUAAUGAGCAUGACCCUCUCGUUGACACACAAAUUGACGGAAAAUAUCGUCUUGGAAGAAUAAGCGCUUCAGGUCGACCCUAGUGGGUUAAUCUGGCCCCCAGAGAGAGAGAAAGGGAGUCUUUCAGGAGAGACUCCCUCCUCAGUGACUCCUGUGUGAAAAAAGAGAACACUUUCUCUCACACAGAGAAAAAAGAUAAAGAUCCACUACACUGUUUCCCUAUAAUGUGACAAAUCCCUGACAAAUGAAGAUAACAGCUUCAAAUGUCAACAUUUUCUUUUGAGUGACAGGAACAAAGUGAACAGGUGUAUUUUGUGUGUCCGUAGUGUGAGACUAGUGUGUGGAGUGACGGCGCUGCAGUACUCCCCUCCCCCUCUAUCAAAUGUAUAUAUUAUAUUAACAGAGAGAACUAUGCUGUACUUUCGAUCCCAAUGCUGUGACCAUAUUCAACACAUUCUAUGUUUGAAUCUUUUUAGAGAUUGAGGAUUUUUAAGCUGGUUUAUUAUUUCGAUGUGUUAUUCUUUUUUUUAAAGAACAUCCAAAUUCAUAUUGCUGUUUGUCACUCCAGUGCUCCACAGACCAGUGAGAUCCGGGGUGACUGGGACGUCGUCUUUAAAGUAGAACUAAUUCUGCUGAGCGAAGUCACUGAAGACUUUAUGUCUCACUCUGUUGCAGUUUCAAAUAUCACAUAGUGGUUCAUAUUUCUAUAUGUCGCUGUGUGUCCCUGACCAAUCAUCUGCUUCAGGCGGAUUCUACUGAGGGCACUUACGUUUCCUAAACGUUUACUUUAAGGGAUGACAGAUGAAGUUUUUCAUUUUUCAUUUUUUUUAAAUAAGGACGUUGUUGAGACUAACGUUUGUUGAGAUUGUUGGUGUCCGUUGUUAAGACUAGUUGUAACCAUGAGCAGUACUUUGGUCUGGGGAUCGUCGUAAUUCAGUGCUGGAUGUCUUCUGAUGGAGCCCGGACAUUUAUUAUAUUAUUAUUAUUAUUAUUAUUCAGAGGAAUGGAAGAAUUUGGAAAUAUGGACGCCCCUUAACGACUUCUAAAGGUAUCAUCAUUUGGUCAAAUCUUAACAGUGUGCUCAGUGCUGCCCCUGGUGGACACAUGUACUACUGUUUUAGUCACUUGUCUUAUCUUAUUUAAAUAUAGCUUCCAGCCACUGGUGGCAGCACUGAGUGUUCUGCUUCUGAGUAGAUUCCUGCCGUAUCCUCAGAAUGAUGAUUUUAUAGUUUGAAUUGACUUCAAAUUACUUAUCUUCUUUCCAUUUUUAAAAUUUUUUAAUUUUGCCUUAAAUGUGCAGUGUGUAGGAUCUGGCAGCAUCUAGCGGUGUGGUUGCCAACCAACUGAAACGUAUUCUGUUUGCCAAGCAUGUAACGUAGAAACAUCUCCAAGAAGUAGAUACAAAAACAGCUAAUUUUAAGCUAGCGGAUGCCGCUAAAUUCUACACGCGGUUCCUUUUAAAUGUUUCUGAAUUAAUUGCCUGACGGUAUGGGGAGUUCAUCAUUUCAACAUUCUUCCCAACUUUAUGAAUGCCUAGUUGACCAACGUGUCUCAGUUGUUCUGUCAGAUACCCAUCCAGGACUGUGUUACAAGGCAUGUGAUGGUCUUCAGGGCACGGUCCUGGUCGGGUCGGGGUUCCAGGUCAUGCGUUGGACAUCUCGUAUUUUCAAUGGAUCUCCAGGACAAACUUUUAAUCCGACAGUUGGAACAAACACAUUGGAAUUUAGUCUUGGUGCUGAAGGCUUUGCACUGACUGGUACACUGAACUUGUGUUAACUUGUGUUACAUUUGCCUCUCCAGUCAUCACAUUGAACAAGAUGAUGGACGGCCAAUAGCAUGAUGAAAUAUCCAACAGCUGUUUUUACUCCCCUGAGAUAUUUAUACAUGUGUUAUGUAUUAGGGUAAAAAUGUGAAUUCACCCAAAUUGGACAGAAAUGCUCAAGUUAAUAUUAGUCCAGCCACCGAUUCUGCCAGAUAGUAAUGUGAAUGGCCUCUGGUUUUUUUUGUGUGUCCUGUUUACAUAUCAUGAAUGUUUCCUUUGCUGUGUCCCUGGAUAGUGAGCUUCUCUAAGCUGUACACAACACCUUCUGAAGAGAUCCUUCUACCUCUGAGCCAUAGCUUGACCUUGUUGCUGUCACACUAGUGAAAAUGUUCUCAUAUUUUAACGUAUGCUUGUUUUCAUUCAUCAUUGGAACCAAAUGGUGCUGUUAGCUGACAACAAGCUAACAGGCUAGCUUGUUGUCAGCUACUACCCAUGUCUUUUGAUUAGGAAUGUCUUGCUAACGAGGUAUUUUAGUUCAUGGUACGUGUAGCCAAAAUACGGAUUUCUUUUUUUAAAGGCAUUUAUAUCCUAAAACAACUGGGCGCUGUAAUGUAGAAAAUGUGUCAGUUACUGUAACAUGCGCUGGCUGCUAACAAGCUAGCUUGUAGCCUGGUCGUUAACCCUUAGUUAGAUAUUGAUUAGCCAUCGAUAACAACGUGAUUUUCAGUCGUCUGAACUUGUUCACAACAGUGUGACAUGCACCGUGCCCGAAAAACAAAAAAAGAAGACUAAUCUUCAAUCAUAUUUCCUUAAUUAUUUGGUCUCUUUGGUCUUUCGGUCACAGACGAAUGCGCAGAUGCAUUUUUUGGACGCGAACCCCUUUUUGUCAACAGCAACAGAAACCAUCAUGUAGAAAAGAUCAGUGUCACAGGAUGCCGUGGUACCCGGUCUGGGAGGAGCUUUAGGGCAAUUCUGUCUCCACUGUGACGAUAUGCAUCAACAGGCCACGUUUGUGAUAUUUUCACACGGUAUAAAUGGCAACGUCCAGGAAACAGAAAAUGUGUCGGUCUUCACGUGAAGGUGCCAAAUGCUGCCCACCUCUCGGACUUGAUUAGAAAACAUUGAUUAAAAAAACAACCAUUAAUUCAAGACUUACUGGCUUUUCUGGAGCUUUCAACCACAUCUCACAUUUAAAAGCUCAGGAAUAUAUAUAUUUGUUCAAUGUUGCCAAACUACUGUUUCCAAUGUUCAAGAAUGCUCAACACUCCCUGAACUAGGACCGGAUGUCAUUUGGACCUUUUUGAUUCUAGUGGCGAUGAGACACCCGAGUCUCGGUAUAAACACCAAAACAAUAGUCGAGACAAAAGACGAAGCUCUGAAAUGUUAAAUGUAUAUACAAAUGUAAAUUCGUCUAAAAUUGGUUAAAUAGAAUUGCGUACUUUUAAAAAAAAAAA
This is a messenger RNA of Cyclopterus lumpus (lumpfish), 6926 nucleotides long. Its product is annotated as epidermal growth factor receptor substrate 15-like 1. The record is from RefSeq and is a predicted model, not a curated record. Gene Ontology annotation, molecular function: calcium ion binding; cadherin binding. The coding region runs from base 1 to 2613 and encodes 870 amino acids. The transcript is spliced from 22 exons. Gene Ontology annotation, cellular component: plasma membrane; clathrin coat of coated pit; cytoplasm. Gene Ontology annotation, biological process: endosomal transport; endocytosis. NCBI's taxonomy places the organism in Eukaryota, Metazoa, Chordata, Actinopteri, Perciformes, Cyclopteridae.